Molecule: messenger RNA, 789 nt
Organism: Exophiala bonariae
Lineage: Eukaryota; Fungi; Ascomycota; Eurotiomycetes; Chaetothyriales; Herpotrichiellaceae
Exons: 2
Coding region: 1-789 (262 amino acids)
Source: RefSeq, a predicted model, not a curated record
AUGUCUAAACCUACCAUUGUACUUGUCCCAGGAGCGUGGCACCGACCACAACACCUCCACAAAGUUGUCGAUGGACUCGAGAAAGCCGGCUAUGAAGCCCAGGCUGUAGCUUUGGCAUCAGUCGACGCUUCACCUCCAGCCACCAGCUGGGACAAGGACGCCGAAGGAGUUCGAGAUGUGAUCUUGAAGAACCUGGAUGCUGGGAAGGACGUCAUUGUGAUUGCUCAUUCUUAUGGAGGGUUCGUCAUGUCAGAAGCCGUGAAAGGCCUAGGAAAGAAGGCACGUCAAGAUGGAGAUGGACCGAAGGCUGGUGUACUCAGGUUGAUUUAUAUGUGUGCCGUUGCGCCGAGGAAGGGGGAAACGGUUCAGGACAAGACAUUCCCUCGUACUGAGGAAGAGGCCAAAUUGGCGGAAUCCCAGAUGAAGUCCAUGAAGAUUGGAGAGGACGGAAGCAUGCGUCCCAGCCCCGAGGACGCUGAAGCCGCCAGUCAACAGCUCUACAACCGCUGCUCUCCAGAAGAUAUCGAGGCUGCAAUCGCUCAAAUCGGAACGUUCUCCAUCGGCCCGCUGCUGGUGCCUGCCACAUACACCGCCUACCUGGAGAUCCCAAGUACCUAUAUUCUUUGUGAGAAUGAUAGAGCCUUUGCCCCGUCCGCACAAGAAAGGAUCAUUGCGGAAGGCGAAGGCGCCUUUGAUGUCGUUCGCUGCCAGGAGGGCCAUUCACCAUACUUGAGCAAUCCUGGGUUGAUCGUCGAUGUUAUUCGCAAGGCCGCGGGCGAGGAUAUCUGA